This is a messenger RNA of Carica papaya (papaya), 997 nucleotides long. RefSeq names its product MIZU-KUSSEI-like protein (Protein of unknown function, DUF617). NCBI's taxonomy places the organism in Eukaryota, Viridiplantae, Streptophyta, Magnoliopsida, Brassicales, Caricaceae. The record is from RefSeq and is a predicted model, not a curated record. Gene Ontology annotation, biological process: hydrotropism.
UCCGCAAAAAACUACCCAACUCAACAAAUCCCUCCCUUUCUCUCUCUCUCUCUCUCUCUCCCCCAUGGCCCUUUCCCCCUCUCCCAUUCCUGCUUCAUCAAUCUCCAUUAAUGGGAGAGCCAAGACCUCGAAUCAGCGCCGCCUCUACGGACGAUUCGUUUUCCACUCAAACCUCUUCCACUCCUCCUCUUGCCCAACCUCCGCCUCGCCACCCCGUCUCCCUUGUCCAGCCUUCCCAGAAGAAGAAGACCAAAGUUAAGGUCUUCCGUGUCUUCCGCUCCGUCUUCCGCUCCUUCCCCAUUAUCACACCCGUAUGCAAGAUCCCCGUCCUCCCCACCGGCUUGCCUGACGGCCAUCGCGGCUCAAGCGGCUCCAAGGUUACGGGAACGCUCUUCGGCUACCGAAAAGGCAGGGUUAGCUUUUCCAUGCAAGAGAAUCCAAGGUGCCUGCCAUCGCUGGUCGUGGAGUUGGCCAUGCAAACCAACGUGCUACAAAAGGAACUCAGCGCGGGGAUGGUGAGGAUCGCGCUCGAGUGCGAGAAGAAAGCCGACAAGGCCGAGAGGGUGAGGUUGGUGGAGGAGCCCGUAUGGACCAUGUAUUGUAACGGUAAGAAAAACGGUUACGCCGUCAAGAGGGAGGCGACGGAGGAGGACUUGAAUGUUAUGGAGGUGUUGAAGGCGGUAUCUAUGGGCGCCGGCGUUCUUCCUGGCAACUCAGACGCCGAUGGCCCGGAUGCAGAGAUUGCUUACAUGAGGGCUCACUUCGACCGCGUGGUUGGGUCGAGAGACUCGGAGACUCUCUACAUGUUGAGCCCGGAGGGAAAUAACGGGCCUGAACUCAGCAUCUUCCUCGUGCGGAUCUGAUGGUUGUUAAGCCUAUCAAGAUCAAUCGUAGAUGUAUAAUAGGUGAUAUGAGAGCCAAGAGAGGGAAACGUAUGGAAUGUAUAAUUCAGUAAUGUUGUUAAUUAUUAAUGUAAAAGCAAACAAGGUUCUAAUUC